AUGUGACUGCGAUUAAAUUGCUCCGUUUAUUCGGAAGCCUGUUGUUUUAACGUCCAUCACAGCAUGGGUUUAGAAGCCUGGUACAUGGACAGCUCUGAUGAAGACCAGAGAAAGCCGCACAGACUGGUCCCAAAUCAGCCCGUUUCCCUGGACGAAUUAAAAAUGCUUGGGGUGUUACACUGGAAGCUGAAUGCUGACAUCUAUGAAACAGACCCAGAGCUGGAGCAGAUUCGUAAAGACCAAGCCUACUCCUAUAUGGACAUUAUCACUAUUCACAAGGAUACACUGUCCAACUAUGAGGAAAAGCUGAAGAUGUUCUUUGAGGAGCACCUGCACUUGGAUGAUGAAAUCCGCUACAUCCUGGAUGGCCAAGCCUACUUUGACAUCAGGGACAAGGAGGACCGAUGGAUCCGCAUCGCCAUGAACAAGGGGGACCUCAUUACCCUGCCGGCUGGCAUCUACCACCGCUUCACCCUGGACGAGACUAACUACACGAAAGCCAUGAGGCUGUUUGUGGGGGAGCCAGUGUGGAAAGCGUACAACCGGCCCGCUGAUGGCUUUGACAUCCGCCAGAAGUAUGUGGCUUCUCUGCAGGGAUCCUGAGAGAACGCUGCACCUGCACACAACAAUAACUACACAGUGGUCUCCAUAUGACCACUGUUCAUGCAAGACUAAGGACUUUUAAUGUGAUUUGGUUAAACACAUGAAUGAAUGAAAUGAUGUAGCCUUCAUAUAGACAAUCUCAGAGAUGGAAUCUUAGUCACUACAUUUACUCAAAGGUACAAGUCUUUUGAGUUUAUGCUUCUACUGUGCUAUUGUUACUUGUUGUAUUUACAUACAAAACACACAAUCAUCAACUCAUAAGUAUUUUCUAAUUUAAUGUUCAGAUUCUGUGACUCACAAGUGAGAGAUAACUAUUCUGUGCUAAUGGGGUGGACCAUUUCUGACAGUUAAAUAUACAUUUUUUGUUGUAUGGAAAAUAAAACUGCUGCUAUUGUCAGUCUGUUAUGUUUUUUUCCUAAACCAGAUAAGUUGAUUAAAAAAACAGCUUUAUUUAGGAUAAAACAGUUUUUUAAAUAUACAUAAAUAUGAUCAACACAAUAUGUAAACAGUGAUAAUUAAAGACCCACUAUGACAAAUCACUGAAAGAUUUAACAAGACAAUUAUUUUGAUAUAAUCAGUUAAAAUGAAAAAUAAUCAGCUUCUUUGAUAUGUGCAAUUUAGGAUUCCUAAUAUUUGUAUUUUUGAUUAGUGGAGAGGCUAAAUGGAAUCAGAAAGGCUUAUUUUUGAGUUAAUAAACCUGGGAU
Chelmon rostratus (copperband butterflyfish) is the source of this 1307-nucleotide messenger RNA. It is a transcript of the gene adi1, whose product is annotated as acireductone dioxygenase 1. NCBI's taxonomy places the organism in Eukaryota, Metazoa, Chordata, Actinopteri, Chaetodontiformes, Chaetodontidae. Gene Ontology annotation, molecular function: acireductone dioxygenase [iron(II)-requiring] activity. The transcript is spliced from 4 exons. The record is from RefSeq and is a predicted model, not a curated record. Bases 64 to 603 code for a protein of 179 amino acids.